Messenger RNA from Calliphora vicina (urban bluebottle blowfly), 3780 nucleotides. RefSeq names its product PHD finger protein 14. The transcript is spliced from 2 exons. Bases 142 to 3534 code for a protein of 1130 amino acids. Gene Ontology annotation, biological process: regulation of transcription by RNA polymerase II. The record is from RefSeq and is a predicted model, not a curated record. NCBI's taxonomy places the organism in Eukaryota, Metazoa, Arthropoda, Insecta, Diptera, Calliphoridae.
UAUAAGAAGCAGCAUUUUUCAGCUUGCAUACAUUUUUUUCGCCGUGUCUUGCAAAAUUUUUUUUUAUAUAUUGUACAAAAAAUAAUUAUUGUAAAUUUUAAAUGAAUUAAGUUUAAUAUAGUGUGUAUUAUAUUAAAAAUAAUGAUGGCUCCGUUUAAACGCCAGAGACAACCGAAAAUGACUACACAAGCAUUGCUUGAUUUCGAUUUGGGAGAAAGUUCUUCAGACAGCGAUUUUCGUAUUGAUGAUUUCGAUUCUGACAACUCAAAGGAUGACGACGAUGAAGAAGGCGAUGACAGAUCUUCAGCUACUUCUUCAUCAAAUGACGACGAUGAUGAUGAAGAAGGUGACUCCGACAAAGGAUCGGAUGAUUCUACGCUACAAUUGAAACAACUGUUGGCAGAUGCCAGCGAAGAAAUUAGGGUGGAUAAAAAUAAUAAAAAAACCACCAAACCGCCAGAGGUCACUAACGGUGGCGAUAACCUAGAAGAGUUGUUACGAAAAUUCGAUAGUAAGCCUGAUAGCAAACCUAAAGUGCCCACCAAACCAAUAUGUUGUGUUUGCUUGGGCGAUCGCAGCGAUGACACUAACGAAAUUGUGGAAUGUGACGGCUGUGGAGUUUCAGUGCACGAAGGCUGCUAUGGUGUUAGUGACAACACCAGCAUAUCCAGUACAAAUUCGACUUGCUCUACUGAGCCCUGGUUCUGUGAAGCAUGUCGUGCAGGAGUUUCCGAACCCUCCUGUGAACUCUGCCCCAACAAGGGUGGCAUCUAUAAAGAAACAGAUGUUGGUAAAUGGGUUCAUUUGGUGUGUGCUCUAUACGUGCCCGGUGUUGCUUUCGGUGAAGUUGACCAAUUGUCGAAUGUCACGCUCUUUGAAAUGCAGUACAGCAAGUGGGGUGCCAAAGUGUGUAGUCUGUGUGAAAAUUCUCGAUUUUCCCGUACUGGUGUUUGUAUAGGAUGUGAUGCUGGCAUGUGCAAGACCUUUUUCCAUGUGACUUGUGCUCAAGCUGCUGGCUUCUUGACGGAAGCUCAUCAUGAGGAAACCGAUGCUGCCGACCCUUUCUAUGCUCAUUGUAAAGUACAUUCCGAAAAAGAGCUAAUACGAAAACGUAAACGAAACUAUCAUACAUUCCGUCUUCACAUGGAACAAAAGCAUCAAGAGAAACAACAGAACAAAAUGGAUGAUCCUUGUCCGGCUCAAAUGCGCAUCAAUCGCAAACUGCAAAAAUAUCAGCUUAAAUAUGCAGCCCAUAAGCAAGCACGGCCUGAGCCUUGGGUACCAACGCAAAAAAUGUCUAGAUUACUGACUACAUCUGCUUCCGCCUGUCGCCGCCUCCUGGCCAAGGCCAAUGUAAUGGAUGUUGAUGUCGAUCUGCUGGAGCGGCAAGAAGUACAAGUGGCUGCCAUAACGGAUAUACGCAAGAAAUGGCAUAUAGCACCUGCAUUUAGUGUAGAAUUUGUAGCAUACUAUCUUGAUCGAAUAUCGCGCACAAAAGAAUUGAAAGAACAACUAUCAACCAUGAUGUCCCGCAACACUACACUGACGAAAGAACAAGAUAUCCUGAGAACGGAAUAUGACUCGCUGUUGGAUAAAAACCGCGAACAUAAAGACAAACACGAAUCGCUGCUAAAUUCAAUAACACAACUUCAAACACAUAUUACCGCCUUGUGUCCCAACAAGAAUCUAAUAAAUCCCCUGAAUAUAGGAAGACCUGCACAACCGGACAAUUUCAAAGCCAACACGCCGCCUGCUAGACCUAUAAGUGUGCCUACAGCAGCAGCUCUUAAAAUGGGCGUAGGAUUUCCUUUAGCACAUUUGGGACAUCCGAAUACCAAAGGUGAUUCCAAUCGUCUCCUUAGCACACAUGUUAAAAAUUCACCUUCUCUGCCCGACACUCACAACUCACCGGCCCGUGGUCUGCUAUACUCUCUCAACAACAAUGCCGCAAAAUCACCUCUAGUUGCAGUAGAGACCCACAACUGUGGCAUUUGUAAAAGAUCCAACGAUCAACAUCUCUUAGCCAAAUGUGAUACAUGCAAGUUGUACUAUCAUUUGGGCUGUUUAAAUCCCCCCCUAACCAGACACCCCAAGAAAUCUAAACUCUAUGGUUGGCAAUGUUCCGAAUGUGACAAGUCGGAUCAGUCGGAUGGUGUUCCUGACCUCCCCAAGGGUCCACGAAAAUCACGCACACGUUUCAAUAAAGACGGCAUUAUCGUGCCGUUUAAAUCUUCACAAAACAGCGAUGAUUCCAUGAAUAAUUCAACGACGUCGACCAAGUUCGAUUAUGGGCCAGGCCCAACAAAACGACGUUCCUUAGAUAUUGCCUCAUCGACAAUUUCACCUUCCACCUCCGUAACAGGAUCGGCGAGUGCUGCAAAGAAAUUAAAUUUGAACAAAUCCUUACCGAGCACUGUCAGUGAAAUAUCGAUAAAAUUGGACAAUUGUCAAAAGUUAAGUUCAAGUAGUUCUGGUCAAAUUACACCCAAAUUAAGUAAAAAAUCAAAAUUAAGUUUAAAUUAUUCAAAAUCAACGCAACUGCAGCAAACGACGAGUAUUAGUAUGGAUUCAACGAAAACGAUUGCAAAACAUAUAAAACAUCCUUUCGAAGAUUUUCAUCAUCCACCUCCAGUGCAGACAUCAUUAUCAAAUGAUGAACCAUUAGUAUUAGUACUAAAUUCUAAAUCAACAACGCCAUUACCUGUCGCAACAGAACAUGACCCAUUGUCCUUGCAUAGCAACUUAACCUCGACUAACAAUACAACUACAAACAAUAUUAAGUCGACAUCCGUGUUGGAAGGUGUGCCAGAUAAUUCGAAACAAGCCCGCAAACAAAAGCGAAAAGAUAAACAUAGAAAUAAACACAAUUUGUCAUCGGAUACUGAGAAAUCACCGAACAAGGAACAUAAACGUAAACGUAAAAAGAAGCAACACGACUUGGAGGCACCAAACGAUACAAUGGCUGGUAUACCGAAAAUUAAAAUAAAAUUCAAAACAUUACCACUACCAGGUGAAGUGACACCGGAGGCUCAGUUUUUCUAUGUAUCAGCUGAUAUGGUGCGUUCGGCAGACGAAGCAUCACGACCGGGUUCUGUAGAGACGGUCGAAGAUAUUGCAAAUUUCACUGAGGAGCCUCCAUUGUUGAACAAAUCUAAUGUGACAACGCCUCGGCCCUCAGCCCCAAGUAAGACUUUAACACAUUCACCAGUGGUAGCACAUACACCUGCAAAAAAUACACCUUCACCACGUAAAAGCAGUCCCCGUAAGUCGGUGCCACCACGUAUGUCUGUCGGACAUAGCGGAGCUGGGGGAUCAGCGUCACGUUCAAAGACGUCCUCUCAGAAUGUCAAUCAAAUACUCACAUGUUGUGUUUGUAACGAGACUGGUGCAACAUCGAAUGCCGUUACAUGUGAUGAAUGUCGCAAACAUUAUCAUUUUAUUUGCUUAGAUCCGCCUCUCAAAAAAACUCCUAAAAUACGAGGUUACUCUUGGCAUUGUGCCGAUUGUGAUCCAACCGAUGAAGAAAAACAUUAAUUUGCAGUAUUUUUAAAAAUAUGUUUAUGUUUAUAUAUUUCUUUUUUUUAAUUUUUUAUUUUAUUUCCCAAAAUUUCUCUUAUCAUUAGAUGACAUAGAUUCAUAAUAAUCGCUUUAAUGAGUCUUUUGAUGUUUAAUUUAUAUAUAUAUAUAUAUACAAAAUUAUGCAUGACCACCGAUUUGAGAUCGGUUUUAAUUUUAUUUAAUAUUAGUUCUCACAAAAUAAAUUUUACAUUUUAACAUUUA